Messenger RNA from Echinostoma caproni, 282 nucleotides. NCBI's taxonomy places the organism in Eukaryota, Metazoa, Platyhelminthes, Trematoda, Plagiorchiida, Echinostomatidae. The record is from the annotation of a GenBank genome assembly.
AUGGACAGUUUCGAUUCAGGGUAUGGGAUUGACGGAUGGCACUGGGGAAGAGCAAUAAAGGCGGGCACCAAUGAUUCCGAUGCUGAACGCCCGCCGGUGAGCACGAAUAUUUCUGGAUGCGAUAACUGCGUUCCACUGUUCGUUGGCCUCCAAGACACGGGCUAUUCUCUGGCGGGAGGUGGAGCUAUUCCAGAGCGGUGCACUGUGAAGGAGGACUUUCGUUUUGUGGAAUCCAUUGGUGCCAUGGAAGAACUAAGGCAAGCUAUGGCGUUUUGGACCUGA